CCUCCCAGGCGACUACGGCUUCGAUCCCCUUGGGCUUGGCAAGGACCCUGCACUCCUCAAGUGGUACAGAGAGGCGGAGAUCAUCCACGGGCGAUGGGCCAUGACAGCCGUUCUCGGGAUUUUGAUCGGACAGGCCGUUAGCGGCAUCCCGUGGUACCUGGCUGGAGCUGAGCCUUCGGCCGUCGCCCCCUUCUCUUUCGGCUCUCUUCUGGGAACCCAGCUCCUGCUCAUGGGGUGGGUAGAAGGCAAGAGAUGGGCUGACUUCGUCAAUCCUGGCAGCCAGUCUGUGUGGUGGGCCACUCCUUGGUCGAGGACUGCUGAGAACUUCGUCAACACCACCGGUCAACAGGGCUACCCUGGCGGUCAAUUCUUUGACCCACUGCGCUUCGUAGGGAGUGUUUCGGGAGGAAAGUACGUGGUGGACUUCGACAAACUGCCACGCCUCCAGACGGCUGAAAUCAAGCACGCACGCUUGGCCAUGGUUGCUAUGUUGAUUUUCUACUUCGAAGCGGGUCAAGGCCUUACCCCCCUUCAAGCAAUCGGCUUUUAGAAAGGAAGGAAUGACUCUUGUUUUUCGGAUCCACUUAUGCCCCUGUCUCUUAUACACAUCUAGAUGUGUAUAAGAGACAGGAGAGAGAGAGAGAGAGAGAGAGAGAGAGAGAGAGAGAGAGGGGUUGAAUGACAAAUUGGAAUAUGGAUCAGAUUGUGGCCACCAUUUAUUUCGCAGUCAAAAUAAAUUUUAAAUUUAUUGAAUGUUUUUUUUUUUUUUUUCUGGAAAUACCACAACAAAAUCUACGAGCACUU
Chara braunii is the source of this 804-nucleotide messenger RNA. The record is from the annotation of a GenBank genome assembly. NCBI's taxonomy places the organism in Eukaryota, Viridiplantae, Streptophyta, Charophyceae, Charales, Characeae.